CAUCUGUGUUUGACCACAUUGUUCUCUGUUUGUGGCAACCCACUGUGGGAUUUCCCCACACAGUGGGGAAGAUGCUAUAAAAGAAAUACAAACAAAAAUUCCCUUCUUUGCAGCUGGUUGUUAGUGUGGGCAGUAGCAACACAAUUUGUCAGUCUGGAAAAAGAGAGAGUUGAAAUCAAGCGGGUGCACUUUAAAAAGGUCUAGAGAGAGAGUAUCCACCCAGAGUUCUUCUUCUUUCAGCUUUAUCAUCGUCCAUCAUGUCUGUCAGACAUACAGUCAUGUUGGUGGUGGCAGUGGUCCUCUACCCGACAGGCCUCAUUCACACCUUCCAACCACUCUUCUCAUUUGAUGGGAAUUCCACCACUCACCGUGACAUCACCCAAAGGGCGGUCCUCAGAAAGACAGCUGAGGUCUGCCGAGACAUUGCUGCCUCUGAGGGACGGGACUUCAGCCUGACUAUUGAUAACAGCCUGUCAGUUGACAAGGUGCAAAGGGCCUGUUCCUCUACAGGUACCUCCACCUCUCUCCUCUCAACCGUCAUGUUCCAAACUUCUAUUGCGAAUAUGUACCUCAGCAACGCAAAAGUGGAUGUGGUUUUUGCACUGAGUGAGGAGCAUCAUUUUGAUGAUGAGACAUUCCAGGGGGGACGAGAUGUCAUCACAGCAGGCGUAUCUGCUGUGAAGGCCAGUGUGAAGCUGGAGAACUUUGUCGCAGGAAGGUGGACUCUUGGACGGGUCUGUCAUACCCUACAGGACUUCUACAGCCACAGUAACUGGGUGGAGCUGGGGAACAAUGCUCCUUACAGUACUCUGAUCAGACCAGACCAACCCCUUGAAAACCUGGCAGGCCCAAGUGUUCCAACCUGUAGAAACUGUACAGGAGGGAAUUGUGCAGACAACCUUCUGCCUGACCUGCUGCAGCAGGGACUUCUCACUUCAGGCUACUUCAACAUCUUCUCCUCAGCAAAACCCGCAGGUAAAUGUAGCCAUGGUGGAUCAUUUGACCGGACAAGCAAACAGGACCCCGUGGGGGGCAUCAAUAAGGAUGCCGUUGGGUCCAGUCAUGGCUCACUUCAUCAUAAGGCAGCUGAUUUGGCUAUUAAUGCCACCAUGGAGCUGCUGGAGGACGUCAGAGUAGCUGUUGGGGACAAGAACUUCCUGCGAUUGAUGGGCCUCUCCCAGUCCUCUGUGCUGUGCUUUGUCAUUGACACCACAGGAAGCAUGAGUGACGACAUAGCUGAGGCGAAGAGAGUUUCCUUUGACAUCAUUGAUCGUAAGAGAGGAACACCACAAGAGCCCUCUGCCUACAUACUGGUGCCUUUCAAUGACCCAGGUUUUGGACCUUUGAUUGUGACGACCGACGCAGACAUCUUCAAAGACAACAUCAACAAGUUGUCUGCAAGUGGAGGAGGAGACAUCCCAGAGUUGUGCUUGUCUGGACUGCAGCUUGCCCUGACUGCUGCUCCACCUUCCUCUGAGAUCUUUGUCUUCACUGACGCUCCAGCUAAAGACGCUCAUCUGAAAAGCACUGUCACUGCUCUUAUAGAGAGCACCAAGUCUGUGGUAACCUUCAUGUUGACAGAUGUCCUGGCCAGUCGACGGCGCCGUAGCAGCCCUCAGGGGAUGACUCCACGCUCAAUGAGCCAAUCAGAUGCCCAGCUGUACCGUGAUCUAGCACGAGCCUCUGGAGGUCAGGCCAUUGAGGUCACCAAGUCAGACCUCUCUCUGGCUACAAGUGUAAUAGAGGAUUCGUCAGCCAGUGCUGUGGUGACAGUUUUUCAGGUUGUGAGGAAUCCAGGAAGACCUGAUAAUUUCACGUUUACUGUUGAUGGGUCUUUAAGGAACAUGACAGCUUACAUCACAGGAACCUCAUCUCUCAGCUUCAAUCUCACCAGCUCCACAGGUAUAUCUCAGAGUUCCAGUCAGUCCAGUGGUCCCUUGGCAUCCUUCACCACAGCAGGAAACCUACGUCGGUUAAGCCUCAAUACUGACAACCAAACGGGAUCAUGGGAAGUCAGUGUGGAUUCCAAUAAUCCCUACUCUGUUAAGGUCACAGGUCAAAGUUCAGUGAACUUCAUUUUUAAUCUUGUGGAGGCUCAUGAGGGAGCCCAUGGUGAUUUCAGUCUGAAGGAGGGGCGUCCUCUUUCAGGGGGUAAUGCCAGCCUCUUGGUCACUGUGACAGGAAGUGACACAGUAAAGGUCACAGAGGUCACUCUGUUUGACAGCUCAGGGCCAACAGAGGUCAACGGAUCACUGCAGUCAUUAGGAAGUGGUAACUUCCUGGUGACGUUCACUGGAGUCCCAGCAGGUGACUUUGUAGUUCGCCUGAAAGGAGAGGACAGCAGCUCCACCUCCAGAACGACACCGAGCAGCUUUCAGAGACAAGCCUCCACGCAGAUCAAGACCUCAAGCAUCUCCAUUACUGCUCAAGUCAACAACACCAACUUAGAACCAGGCUCCAGCAUCUCCAUCCCUUUCACAGUCUCCUCAACCACCAACGGAGUUGUCAAUGACUCUGCAACUGGGUCAUUCACAGUGCGAGCCAACAAUGACCGCAGCUAUACUUCAACUUCACCCAGCACCAUCUCCAUAGCAGCAGGAAGUGGAGGCAAAGCUAACGGCACUGUGACCCUGACAGUACCAGCCAGCGCAGCAUCAGGAACAGAUGUGACUCUUACCAUUGAGGCAGAAAAUGCAGCUGCCACUGACAUCAACUACGCUGUCCUCAGGUUUUCAGUGACCGCCAAGGUGACAGAUGUUACCCGCCCGACAUGCCAGGAUGCAGCUUCGUCAACCAGCUGUCCAUCCUCUUCAUCUCUCUGUGCUUCGUCUCAGUGGAAGUUCACCGCUAAUCUCACUGACGGAGUCAAUGGGACUGGCAUUGAGAGCGUCACCAUCCGCCAAGGGAACGGUACCCUCAACACCAGUACAGUUGUUGGAGCAGGGGGCGAGAACAUUACAGUGGCUACCUACAGCGCCUCCUGCUGUUCACAGACUGUGGAGCUGGCUGCUGUGGACAAAGUAGGAAAUGUGGGGACAUGUGUGGGACAGGCUAGACAAUCUACCACGGCUGCUCCUGUGACUACAACUGCAGGCAACACAACAUCCACUGGAGGGCACACUUUGAAUAUAUCAUACUGUUUCUGGAUCAGUGUUGCAGUUUCUCUCCUUUGGAAGUAAAAGGGAUAAAUGGAAAUUACACAGUAAAUGUGGAAUUGUAGCAGGUGAAUGUCAAGUAUUUUAUAUAUUCUAUCAGGUGUGUUUAAAUUUAAUUCCUGUCUCAUUAAUAUAUUGCUUGGUGUGUGAAUAAUUCUGUUUUGUUGAUUUAAUCUUUUUUUCUAAUUUUAUUUAGCUGCUCUGUGUUUUGGAUAUAGUAGUUAUAUUUCCUCUAGUGUAUAUCUUGGUGGCAAAUUUGUGAAACACUGUUGUAUUGAAGGAAUAUUCACUUUAAAGAGAAGUAUGUGUUUUGAUGGUUAUGAGCAAUAAAUUGAACAUCCUUACAGAAACCUGAACUUGAUAUCACAC
Molecule: messenger RNA, 3524 nt
Organism: Scatophagus argus
Lineage: Eukaryota; Metazoa; Chordata; Actinopteri; Scatophagidae
Product: von Willebrand factor A domain-containing protein 7-like
Exons: 17
Coding region: 258-3179 (973 amino acids)
Source: RefSeq, a predicted model, not a curated record